Acanthamoeba castellanii str. Neff is the source of this 291-nucleotide messenger RNA. RefSeq lists its product as uncharacterized. The record is from RefSeq and is a predicted model, not a curated record. The annotation marks the transcript as partial. NCBI's taxonomy places the organism in Eukaryota, Discosea, Longamoebia, Acanthamoebidae. The transcript has 2 exons.
UCACCAGCACACCUGUGCGACACUGCCUGGAAAAAUCGAGGAGAGGGCAAGGAAAAGCACCCAGAGUUGCGGAGUCUGGCGUUCGGGCAGCAGUCUGACCGAUCCCAGAACGAAGGACAAGUACCACCUCCCUACACCCGCAAGUCGCCAACGAUGUGCUUCAAAGCCAAGUGCCUGAACUGUGGAAAGUGGACGUGGAAGGGCUGCGGCAAGCAUAUCGACUCGGUCAUGACCCAGAUCCCCGCCGCCGAGCAGUGCCACUGCUCGCCAGAGGCGCGAAAGCCCGAGUGA